Brenthis ino (lesser marbled fritillary) is the source of this 1056-nucleotide messenger RNA. The record is from the annotation of a GenBank genome assembly. Lineage: Eukaryota; Metazoa; Arthropoda; Insecta; Lepidoptera; Nymphalidae.
AUGAACGACCUAAAUUACAACGCGGGAAUGAGUUCCUACCAAUUUGUGAAUUCCCUUGCAUCGUGCUAUGGGAACCAAGGCCCAGGGCGUACAGGGACACCAGUAGAACAAGCCGGCCAUCCAGGUCUUCCAACACCUGGUGCAGAUUAUUACAAUCCAAACCCAGCUGCAUCGUACCCAAAUGCGUGUUAUUCACCGCCGCAAGUUGGCCAUCACUAUCCACAGCAUCCGUACGCAACGCCAGCAGCAGGCGCACAUAUGCAGCCUCAAGCUAUGAUAGAUUACACUCAGUUACAUCCCCAAAGACUGGGAAGUACGGCUAGUCACAUGCACACACAUUCAAAUUCCAGUCCCGGUGCUUUGUCACCGAAUCUUAUGUCUACACCGCCUAGCCAAGCGACAAGCGGUAGCUGUAAAUUUGCCGAUUCAACCUCUACUACCGGAGUAGCAUCACCACAAGACCUUUCUACAUCUUCAGGACCGGGAAGAACCUCUCCUGGCUUUGGGGUUGGUCAAAAUUCUGGAACAACAAGUACAAAACUUGGGUUGACUACUCCUAUCGCUUCUCCAGUAGAACAUAAAGCGAAUAUAAAUCAAAAUAUUUCAAGCCCAGCAUCAAGUACAUCUAGCAAUGAAAGCAACGACGCAAAUAACUCUAGUUCGAGUAAUACUAAGAACACGAAAGCUGCAGCCAACGCACAAGCAAAUCCUCCACAAAUUUAUCCGUGGAUGAAACGAGUCCACCUAGGUCAAAGUACAGUGAAUGCAAACGGAGAAACGAAACGUCAGAGGACGUCCUACACUAGAUAUCAAACAUUGGAGCUCGAGAAGGAGUUCCACUUCAACCGGUACCUGACGCGGAGGAGACGAAUCGAGAUCGCACACGCGCUCUGUCUCACCGAGCGCCAGAUCAAGAUUUGGUUCCAGAACCGACGCAUGAAGUGGAAGAAAGAACAUAAGAUGGCUUCUAUGAACAUAGUUCCAUAUCAUAUGAAUCCGUAUGGCCAUCCCUACCAAUUUGACCUUCACCCAAGCCAAUUCGCUCACCUGUCAGCA